Molecule: messenger RNA, 1329 nt
Organism: Periconia digitata
Lineage: Eukaryota; Fungi; Ascomycota; Dothideomycetes; Pleosporales; Periconiaceae
Source: the annotation of a GenBank genome assembly
GCGUGUGCGUGCGCCCACUGCUCGCGGCUGGCUGCCCUCAACCCGCGGGACGUUCCUCUGCUUGGAUACUCGGGAGCACACUGCUCGACUUUUGACAGCGGAACGCCGACGCCCAAACAUCCACGCACUGGCUUUUCCCCUCAUACCCUCAUCCGCAGGCUGCACGGAGGCGGCGGCACAACCCCGGUUGGCAUGUGCGCAAAUCUGAUCGCUCGCCGUCUACCAAGCAGCCAACUCUAUGACCCCUUUACGGACAGCAGGCACAUGGCAAGGCAUGUGGAUCCAUCUGUUACAAGCCGUACCAGAGCAUGUUGCGUCGCCCGCUGCAAAGUCUAUCUGCCCAUCUACGUGUGUCGCUGCUCCCUCAGACCGACCGUUGCUCUCAUCCGGUCCUCGGCGCGCCGUUUCCAGCGGCUCUCAACUGUAUACUGUGGGACUGCGUCGAAUGAAUGAGCGAAUGACUUGUUUGAUUCAUUCAUUCAUCCACAGUGCAAUCUACAGCAGGAGACGUGAGGCCGGCGUCUUUCUGUAUUUGUCACGCAUGCGGUCCGCUUCGGUAGUUUGCUUUUUUAGCCUUGCAGCUCUCGCAACCCGUGGUUGUCAAGGCUUGUGGAUGGGCCGAGAUGAAUCCAUGUCCCCACGCAAAUGUACAGGUACCCAAAGCCAAGCAUCAUUCAGCAGAUUCAGCACCCUGGCCGUUAGAUCUCACUUUUGUGUGUGUGCGGAUGCGAUCGACCUGUGAGGCUGCACCUCGGCGUCCAAUAAUACCAUGCACCCCUGGCACCCACCACCAUCCUCAUCACCAUCACCGUCUACUGUCCUUACUUACCCCUUUACCGCUCGCCCUCGGGGAAUGCAUGGCGCACAAAAAGCAAAUUCGCCUCUGACCCGCUGUUCUGUUCCAUUCUCGACGUUUCAGGACUCCUGCCAAGUGCCCUGUAGCAAACAGACCAGCCCGCAACCACUUCCACCGUCGCCCGUACCCAUCUGUCCUGGCCGGUGCAUACGACAUUGAGACUAAUCCACCGUGGCCCUUGCUCCUCCACCCCUCCAGCCCCACCACCCGGCACCUCCUCUCUCAUCGGAUCGCUGCGUGCCGGCCGAUCGUUGACCCAGAUACAACAUCAUCGUUACCUCUCUGGGUGUGGCUGUGGCUGUCAUGUUCGUCGCCUCAAUAUUUCCAAGUUUUUUGUCGACACGAGCAAUGGCUGCAACCCGCUCAACCUCGCCGACAUCAACAACAAUGGCUUGUGUGUCGUUAUCGAAACUCUGCUACUGACUGUCCAUUGGCAGCUUUCCUGCCUUUCGCCUAAUUCUCUGCGGCCUUCC